GCACAAGGUUGAAAUUCUCCCGAGAGCUCCAUUGCUGCAUAAUUUGAUUAGAGGCAACACCGGACUGUUGAAAUGACAUCUAUUUGGGAUGAUUUGGAGCUUCUAGUUGAUUCCACAUCUUCUUUUACAGCAAAGCCUGGGGAGCGAGGGACCAUCAAAGACAAAGCUGGUUUCAACGCAGGCGAAGAUGCUGUUGCUCUGCGGAAAGCCAUAGAGGGCAUUGGCACGACUGAGAAGACACUGAUUGACAUUUUAUCCCACAGGAGCAGUGCCCAGCGUCAGCUCAUCUGUCAGGCUUACCUAGAAGCAACCGGCAGGACUCUCAUUGAUGACCUGAAGGGUGACACCCAUGGUCAUUUUGAAGAUCUUCUAGUUGCUCUGGCCACACCUCCAGCGAUCUAUGAUAGUCAUGAGGUUGCACAUGCAAUGAAAGGAGUCGGAACAACCGACAGUACUUUAAUAGAAAUAUUUGCCUCAAGAUCCAACAAACAAAUUAAAGACCUUUGUGAAGUCUACUUGGCUGAAACAGAGAGGAAAUUGACACAUGACCUCAAGACUGAAAUAUCAGGUCAAUAUGCUACCGCCCUUCUUAUCUUGGCUGAGGGGAACAGGGAUGAGAGCAUGAACGUGGAUGAGGAAAAAGCCAAAGAGGACGCUAAGACCCUGUAUGACGCUGGCGAGAAGAAGUGGGGCACGGACGAAAGCAAGUUCAUCGACAUCCUCUGCCACAGGAGCAUACCGCAGCUGAGGAAAACGCUAGUGGAGUACAAGAAUAUAAGCGGAAAGACCCUCCAGCAGAGCAUCGAGGGGGAGAUGUCUGGCUUGCUUGAGGAGCUUUUGGUGGCAAUUGUGAAAUGUGUGAAGAAUGUCCCUGCCUACCUGGCUGAAAGGCUCUUCAAGAGCAUGAAGGGCGGGGGAACGGAUGAGGACACUCUCAACAGGAUAAUGGUCAGUCGCUCUGAGAUUGAUCUGCUGGACAUCAGGGCCGAAUUCAAAAAGCUGUUCGGCUACUCACUGCACUCUGCUAUCGAGUCGGAUGUAUCUGGGAGCUAUGGGGACUGUCUGAAGAUUAUUUGUGGCGGCGAUGACUAACCCAAAUCAAUAGGAGCCCCGGACAGCCUUGUUGCCUUUCGCCUUAAAACCACUUGACAAUGUGUCUCUCCAUUUCAAAGAGAUUUUAUUGGUCACACAUUGUAAAUCAUGGCCUCAUGCAUGAGAUCAAGACCACCAUAGUAAUCCUUUGGUACUUAAUGCAUUUUCUGAGAGCACAUGACAAGUUCUGAGAUCAAACUUGUCAUGUGUCAUUGCUGCCAGAACAAUCCUAACUCUGUCCCAUAUCAUAAAUUCUGCUGCCAUGCCUAUAAUCCACUUGACAACUCAGAUGAUGUUCUUAAUUAUUGUGGUUCUGUUCCGAUUGUGAAUGGUGGCCAUUAUUUUGUUGU
Molecule: messenger RNA, 1442 nt
Organism: Megalops cyprinoides (Indo-Pacific tarpon)
Lineage: Eukaryota; Metazoa; Chordata; Actinopteri; Elopiformes; Megalopidae
Gene: anxa3a
Product: annexin A3a
Exons: 14
Coding region: 73-1092 (339 amino acids)
Cellular component (GO): cytoplasm
Molecular function (GO): calcium-dependent phospholipid binding; phospholipase inhibitor activity; calcium ion binding
Source: RefSeq, a predicted model, not a curated record